AUGUUCAUUGAAUGCGAAGAACAGAUUCCAGAAAUGUUGCGAUUAUUUCGAGACAAUUGUCUUAAUUUGCGUCAAAUAUACUGCAGUUUCUACGAAAAUACGGCACAAUUGUAUCAACAGUUCGGACCACUGGUCACACGAAUCGAUUGCGAUGAGUUUCCGCACGUCUUCGACACCACAUCCGGACAACUAUUGGCCAAAAACAUGCAUACAUUUGAGUUAGAUAUCUAUUCGAGUGAUAAUAAGGAACAGUUGUCUGCAUUUGUGGCACACAAUCAGUCACUUAAAUAUAUGACACAACAGAUGAAACACAAGAAGACAUCACUCGUGACCACAGAUAACGGCAACAAACGACAGGCACAAAUGUAUGCGAAGAACUCAAUGGACAGAUUCGGUGAUGACAUGUAUGGACUCAUGUUAUCCUAUUUCUCAAUCGAAGACCGAUUUCAAUGCGAAUGUGUGUCCAAACAGUUCCAGAGGACAGUCUUCAGGAGUGUUGUUGACAUCACUCUUAACGAUAGAAUUAUUAAGAGAUUACGGAAGGAGAAGACAAUUAACCUGCAAUUGUUGGCCACAAUUGCUAUAAAGUGUCCAAACAUUCAGACCAUUGACUGCCGAGGAAUAGACACUGAAUUUGAAGAACACAUUCCGGAAAUGUUGAACACAUUUCGAGACAAUUGCCGGCAUUUGAGGGAAAUUUACCGCAACUUAUAUCCAAUGAAUAGGCAACCAAUGGCCGCAUUGGGACCACUGGUCACACGAAUCGGGCACUUAUUCUCAACAGAGACGCGAGCGCUCACUCAUUGUCACCGAUUGUCACACUUAGGGAUGAGUUAUUUACAGCACGCCUUCGACUUUAACCAAUCGGAUCAACUGAUUGUCAAAAAUGUGCGUCAAUUAGAGUUGAAAUUUUAUGAAGAAUCCGAUGGACACCGAUUGGCGACGAUUGUGGCCGGGAUUCAAUGCCUCCAGAGUGUCAAAGUCAUGUGUUAUUGUGUUUCAACGCACCAAUCGUUGCCCGAAAUGUGCGGACAAUUGUCAAGAUUAACACAAUUACGGCGAUUGAGUCUCGGUUUGUUGAUAGCGAGCCCUCACAUCUCAGUGCACGACUCGUUGCGCACAAUUGGCGUGAAUUGCAAACAAUUGAAACGAUUGUCACUCAAGUUGUCUGGAGUACACGUUUGGCAGGCAUUGAUUCAAUCAGUGGAUUGGUUAAGGUUUUACAGCCGAUUAAAAUGGUUGCGUUUAGAGGUCUAUGCGGCCAUCGAUGACCAGUUGUUGGAACCGUUGAAACACUGCAAGAGUUUAACGCAUUUAGAGCUCUAUAUAAGAGAAAUGACAGCAAAUGUGUUGAAAGAUUUGCAUUUAAAUUGUCCGCGAAUUCAAUACCUAUUCGUUUGUGAAUUCUAUAACAUUAUAGACAACGAGUAUUUGUCUCACAUCUCAAGACUACCGGCGCUGCAAAUGCUUGUCAUUCAAUGCCGUCAAGACAUUAAUCUCUCGGAUAAUGAUAUGAAUGCUGUGUUGUCUUCGAGUCCUAAACUCAAGACAAUUGAAAUCCGUGUAAACAAUGAGAAGAAGUUUUAUUCGAAAUAA
Molecule: messenger RNA, 1596 nt
Organism: Medioppia subpectinata
Lineage: Eukaryota; Metazoa; Arthropoda; Arachnida; Sarcoptiformes; Oppiidae
Source: the annotation of a GenBank genome assembly